UGUAUAUAUUUAUAAUGUAAAUUAAAUAUUUUAUAUACACUUAUAGCUGUUAACUUUAAAAGUCACAAAAUUAUCAUUGCUUGUAAUGUCCGGUUAUAAUAUCGACCGGUUUUUGAAUUUGAGUGAAUCGGAAAGGGAUGAACUCACGUGUAGUAUAUGUCAGGACAUACUAUGCUGUCCAGUGGUAUCACCUUGCUGCUUACAAAUGUAUUGCGAGGGGUGUAUACACGAUUGGCUUCACACUAACAAUACCUGUCCACAAGAUAGGAAACCGUUAACUACGAGUGGGUUAACACGACCACCAAGUUGUGAUUACAAAGAUAAAGGUUGCAAAGAGGUCGUCAAAUUGGAACAUUUGACCCAGCACACAAUCAAAUAUGUCAGUCAUGUCACCAGCGAGAGCUCAAAAUACUACCCGAAAUUCAGAGAAAAGUUGGUGGAUGAGUUUGGUGAUGGUUGGCAUGUAAUCGCUGGCAAACGAUAUGAAUACAGUUCUUUCUAUAGCUAUAAGAAGUAUUACUUACAAGUAGUGUUCGACCGAUUGAGUAUUACAAUCUAUAAUUCACACCCCGUGAUCACAUCAGGUCUAUACAAUCCUAUGCUGUAUAAUCCAUAG
This is a messenger RNA of Oppiella nova, 616 nucleotides long. The record is from the annotation of a GenBank genome assembly. Lineage: Eukaryota; Metazoa; Arthropoda; Arachnida; Sarcoptiformes; Oppiidae.